UUUAAUCAAGUCAAUAGUCAGCCUGUUCGAAGACAUAACCUAUCAAAAAACGGAGAACUGGUUCCGGCAGGUCCGCGGUUCGCUCUAUCUAUUGUAGUAAUAUUCAGCAAUAGGUAGAAGUAUUAAGACCAAAUCGACAUAAUAAAAGGUACCGAGAAUGAGCCGUUACGUCGAUCUUGCUAAAGUUACAACAAAUUAUGCAAAACGCAUGAAUCGUCUGAGCAACAAAAUAUUUGGAGAAGUGUCCCGAACUACAAAUGCAUCGUCAAUGAAGGUCGAAAAGUUGUUCAGUGCGAAGCCUAUGGACAAACGGGACGAAGUCAUCAAUUGGUAUCCAAGGCAUCCCCAAAUUGGAAAAUUAAUGAUGAGGCUUCGAGAAUAUGGUCUAUACAGAGAUGAACACGAGGACUUCAAAGAUGAGAUGAAACGUUUAAGAGUUCUACGUGGCAAAGGCAAGCCUGAGAAGGGAAAGAGCAAGAAAAUAACGCUAUCAGAGUAGAUAAUUAUCUAUUUCCAUGGUCUGGAAAUACUUUGAAAUCUAAAAGUAGCAUAAAGUUUUUACAAACUGUCUUUCAAAAAAGAUAAUGGUAAAAUGUUGUUAAGAUUCUUAUACAAUGGCUACACACUCAUUUUCACCAGUAACGCACUGUUAAAUAAUCAAAAAAUAAAAUAGACUAUGGCCACAAGAUAAAGUGUUGUA
Molecule: messenger RNA, 700 nt
Organism: Diprion similis
Lineage: Eukaryota; Metazoa; Arthropoda; Insecta; Hymenoptera; Diprionidae
Gene: mRpS33
Product: 28S ribosomal protein S33, mitochondrial
Exons: 2
Coding region: 158-499 (113 amino acids)
Cellular component (GO): mitochondrion
Source: RefSeq, a predicted model, not a curated record